Messenger RNA from Microthlaspi erraticum, 450 nucleotides. NCBI's taxonomy places the organism in Eukaryota, Viridiplantae, Streptophyta, Magnoliopsida, Brassicales, Brassicaceae. The record is from the annotation of a GenBank genome assembly.
AUGAGGAUGAUUUGCGAGAAGAGGAGCCUGAACUCGAUCGAGCUGAGGAUCGAGUUGAGGACAACGCCAGUGAAUGCGGAUUUGGGUGAGCCUGAGUGCUACUAUUUUGAGGAGUUCAACAAGUGGCAAGGGAAAGCCAUGAGAAAGAUGCAAAAGUCCAUGGACAAGAUGGUGAGCAAGAUCAAGAGUUUGGAGAAGAAGGUUUCUGGUUCUUCAAGCAAGAAGAAGACACCAUGGCCCACAUUCCCUAGGAGUAGAUCACUCCUCACCACUCCAAGGAGGCUCCCUGCCCAAGAGCCUCACAGAGCCUCUUCAUUCGAGCCAAGGGAAGGAGAGACAACACGCAGAGAAGGAGGAAGAGUUCCAAGGCCAGACGCUCCAACUCGACCACCGGACUCGAUCGAGUCCAAACAGAGGAAACUCAACUCGAUCGAGCUGAGGUCGAGUUGA